AUGGCUGUCAGUCCGGUGAAGGGGUUUCCUCUUCCGCUAGGUAUCCCCUUCCAAAACCAGAGCAUUCUCCAGAGGCCGAGUUCUCCAUGUCCGAACUGUAACAGGAGCGAUUCUCAGAGGCAGCAGCUGGUUCCACGUCCAUCCCAGGAAUUCCCCAUCUCGCUGGAAGAGAUCAGGCAAAUCCACGGUCACAUGAUCAGAACACAGUUCCGCCAGACGCACCCGACGGCGGGACAUCUUCCCUUGCUCCAUUCCAGCCCCGCCGCGCAGCUCAACCUCCUCAUCUCCUCCUACAUCAAGAACGGCCGGCCAGAGGACGCGCUGAGAAUGUACAGUCUGGCGAGAGCGGGCGAGGAUGCGGUGCUGGACAACUUCACCGUGCCGUCACUGCUCAAGGCCUGCGCUCAGCUAUCGAGAAUUCGCCACGGCGAGGAAAUCCAUGGCUUCGUCCUGAAAGUCGGCCUCCACUGGGACGUCUUCGUCCAGAAUUCCCUGAUUCAUAUGUACUCGGAAUGCGCCUGCGCGGACAGCGCGAGGCGGAUAUUCGAGAAAAUGCCCGAGAGGGACGUUGUCUCUUGGAGCACGAUGAUCCGGUGCUUCACCAGGAGCAGGCUCUUCCCCGAAGCCCUGAACCUGGUAAGAGAGAUGCUGCUGUCGCAGAUACCGCCCAGCGAGCCAGCCAUGGUUAGCAUGCUCAACCUCUGCGCAGAGCUUGGGGAUCUAUCCAUCGCCAGAGCGCUGCACGGUUACGCGACGAAGAACGCCAGCCCGGAGGCCAUGGGAGUCAACAUCAGCACCGCUCUAGUGGACAUGUACGUCAAAUCCGGCUGCCUCGCUUCAGCCCGCCGGAUCUUCCAGUUGAUGGGGGAGAAGAACGUCGCCACCUGGACUUCCAUGGUCGCCGGCAGCGUCCGCCUCAACCAGCCCACCGAAGGCCUGCGGCUUCUCGCCCAAAUGCAGCGGGAAGGCGUCGCCUCCAACGAGAUCACCGUCCUGAGCCUGGCCCAGGAGUGUGGAGCAACGGGGGACCUGAAACUCUCCCGGUGGGCACACGCUUACAUCCUCAGACGCGGGUUCUCCCUCUCCCUGGUUCUGCUCACAGCCAUGGUCGACAUGUACGGCAAGGCCGGCGACGCGACGAGCGCACGGAUCCUGUUCGACAGAAUGCCUGACAAGGACAGCGCGACGUGGACUGCGAUGCUCUCAGGGUACGUCAAGAUCGGCUGCAUCGACCAGGCGUUCGAGCUCGUGGGCCUCAUGAAGGAGGCGAAGGUGAGGUUGAACGAGGUGACCAUGGUGAGCCUCCUCGCCCUCUGCAGGGAAGCCGGCGCUCUCGAGCUCGGCAGAUGGGUCCACGCCUGGAUCGGCAGACAGGGUCUGCGGCAGGACGCCGUGCUCGCCACCGCGCUGAUAGACAUGUACGCCAACUGCGGGGACGUCGAAGCGGCCUCCGGUAUAUUCUCCGCCGCUGGCGGCGGCGGCGGCGGCAGGGAUGUGGCGAUGUGGAACGCCAUGAUCGGCGGGCUAGCGAUGCACGGCAGGGGGGAAGAAGCCCUCCGACUCGUUGGCCAGAUGGAAGAGGACAGAGUGGCUCCCAAUCACAUCACCUGCGUCGCCGUCCUCCACGCCUGCAGCCACUCCGGGCUGGUUUCCGAGGGGAAAGCCUUCUUCAGGAGGAUGGAGCGGGAGCUGGGGCUGACCCCCACGGUCGAGCACUACGGCUGCAUGGUCGACCUUCUGGCGCGAGCUGGGAUGCUCGACGAGGCCCACCGGCUGAUCGAGACGAUGCCCCUGCGGCCGAACGUCGCCGUCUGGGGGGCCCUUCUCGCCGGUUGCAAGCUCCACCGGAACGCGGCGCUGGGGGAGACGGCGGCGAAGCGUCUGCUAGAGCUGGAACCCGGCAACUGCGGCUACAGCGUCCUCCUUUCCAACAUGUACGCCAUGGCUCGGAGAUGGGGCGAGGUCGCAGAGGUGAGGAAGCUGCUCAGGGAGACGGGAGCUCGGAAGUCGCCGGGGUUCAGCUCGAUCGAGCUCGGCGGAUCGCUGCACAGAUUCACGAUGGGGGACGACUCCCACCCGCAGAGCCCCCAGAUUCGUGCCAUGGUGGAGGAGAUGAUGAGGAAGCUGACGCUGGCGGGGUAUGUGCCCGAUACCUCGGCCGUUCUGCUCAAUGUGGACGAGGAGGAGAAGGAGACGGCCCUCGCCCUCCACAGCGAGAAGCUCGCCAUCGCCUUCGGGCUCAUCAGCACGGCCCCCUCCGCCCUCAUCCGGGUGGUGAAGAACCUCAGGGUGUGCGGCGACUGCCACACCGCCACCAAGCUGCUCUCCGAGAUCUACCAGAGAGACAUCAUCGUGAAGGAUCGCAACCGGUUCCACCACUUCAGCCGGGGAGCUUGUUCUUGCGGAGAUUACUGGUGA
Spirodela intermedia is the source of this 2418-nucleotide messenger RNA. The record is from the annotation of a GenBank genome assembly. Lineage: Eukaryota; Viridiplantae; Streptophyta; Magnoliopsida; Alismatales; Araceae.